CCCAGUGUGCGGUACAUCAUCCAAUUCCAACCAAAAAAUCAACCUCUGCAAAAUACAAAACCAAAUAUCCAUCCGUCCCUCCCCUCAUCCAACCAUGUCAGGCAAAGGCCGUAUGCUGAAGAACGUCAAGAAGUUCGCUGACUUUCAAUACAAAAUCUUCACAGAAAAAUAUGGCCAGCAGCUCAUUGACAUUUUCGAGUUCCCUGUCAAGCUUGUCCUCUCUCCUUUCACUCUUGCUUUCGACAUUGCCGGCUCUGCUCAUCGUGGCUUUGGCGUUCCCGAGUUGGUUUCCAAGCUAUCUUACAUGUCAAUCUUUGCAGUUGCUACUUUAGGGACUUAUGACAUAGCAUUAGAGAUGGGAAAGAAGGUGAUAUGCCAAAGGAACUGCGGAACCUGCAAUGGUUGGCAGGCAUUGCGGUGUACCAUGUGCAGAGGAUCAGGGAGGGUGCAAUACCAAGUGAAGAAUUACACCUCGAGAAGUGGAGAGAAAGCAACAGCUGAAUGUAUUGCAGAUGCCAUUGCUGAUAAUCGGGCUGAGUUGGUUCACCUUCCAUCCGCCAUAAAUCUUGAUGCGCCAUUGCCAUCUAAAGAGUGCCCAACCGUGAUGGCACGGGUGUGAUGACUGUACGGAGUGCAAGGACAAAUUACAAGUCAGAAUCUCUGCAGAUGAUAAGGGCAGUGUGUUAUUUGGUGACUGUUGUGGGCAUGGCCUUGCUAGAGAAGAUGCUUUGUGUCUGAAGAUAGCCAGUCUCGCAUUGGAUCUAUAAACUUUUGAAUGAUAAUGAUUUGGUUGUGUCUGAAGAUAGCCAGUCUUGCUAGAGAAGAUGCUUGGUUCAGGAAUCUAUGCUGUACGAUCAACUUCGUGAUGUGGUGGCCAAGCGAAAACCUGGCUGGGAGCAGUUGCACGAAGUCUUGAUCUCCAUAGAUCCUGCUCGAGCCAAGGAAGAUCCUGUUAUUGUGAAAAAAAUUUCUUACUAUAAAGCGAAGAAGGCCCUUGAAACAGAAGUCAUGAAACUUGAUCCUCCACCAAGGCCACAAAUUGGGUGUA
Molecule: messenger RNA, 1048 nt
Organism: Pyrus x bretschneideri (Chinese white pear)
Lineage: Eukaryota; Viridiplantae; Streptophyta; Magnoliopsida; Rosales; Rosaceae
Exons: 7
Coding region: 95-619 (174 amino acids)
Cellular component (GO): chloroplast
Source: RefSeq, a predicted model, not a curated record